This is a messenger RNA of Exserohilum turcica Et28A, 1974 nucleotides long. RefSeq lists its product as uncharacterized. The record is from RefSeq and is a predicted model, not a curated record. Bases 1 to 1974 code for a protein of 657 amino acids. The transcript is spliced from 4 exons. NCBI's taxonomy places the organism in Eukaryota, Fungi, Ascomycota, Dothideomycetes, Pleosporales, Pleosporaceae. Gene Ontology annotation, cellular component: cytoplasm; mitochondrion. Gene Ontology annotation, biological process: mitochondrial glycyl-tRNA aminoacylation. Gene Ontology annotation, molecular function: glycine-tRNA ligase activity; ATP binding.
AUGCCGAGCGACACGACCACGUACAAGGGCAAGCCCUUUGAGCGUGCUGCCUUUGAGCAGCUCAUGAAGCACAAGUACUUCUAUGCGCCCUCGUUCGACAUCUACGGCGGCGUCGCUGGCCUCUAUGACUACGGCCCGCCCGGCUCUGCCCUCACCGACAACAUUGUCGACAUCUGGCGGGAGCACUUUGUGCUCGAGGAGGAUAUGCUCAAGGUCGAGCCCACCAUCCUCACCACGCACGAUGUGCUCAAGACGUCGGGCCACGUGGACAAGUUUGCCGACUGGAUGUGCAAGGACCCCAAGACGGGCGAGAUCUUCCGCGCCGACCACUUGGUCGAGGAGGUGCUCGAGGCCCGGCUGAAGGGCGACAAGGAGGCGCGCGGCCAAAAGGUCGAGGCCGAGGAGGAGGACCCCAAGAAGAAGAAGAAAAAGGUCAAGAACAUUGCCGCCGUCAAGCUCGACGACUCGAUGGUCAAGGAGAUUGAGGAGGUCCUGGCCAAGAUCGACAACUACGACGGUGAGGAGCUGGGCCUGCUGAUGAAGAAGUACGACAUCAAGAACCCGGCCACCAAUGGCGACCUCCAGCCCCCGGUUGCCUUCAACCUCAUGUUCCAGACGUCCAUCGGCCCCUCGUCGAACCUGCCCGCCUACCUGCGACCCGAGACGGCCCAGGGCCAGUUUGUCAACUUCCAGAAGCUGCUGGACCACAACAUGCAGCAGAUGCCGUUUGCGUCUGCGUCGAUUGGCAAGUCGUUCCGCAACGAAAUCUCGCCUCGCCAGGGCCUGCUGCGUGUGCGCGAGUUCCUCAUGGCCGAGAUUGAGCAUUUUGUCGACCCAGAGGGCGGCAAGAAGCACCCACGGUUCCACGAGGUCAAGGACGUGGAGCUCGAGCUGCUCAACCGGGACGUGCAGCUCUCUGGCAAGACGACGGUCGAGACGACCAAGAUUGGCACGGCCGUCGAGACGGGCCUGGUGGACAACGAGACGCUCGGCUACUUCCUUGCCCGCAUCCAGCUGUUCCUCCUCAAGAUUGGUGUGGAUCCCAAGAAGAUCCGGUUCAGGCAGCACAUGGCCAACGAGAUGGCGCACUACGCGGCCGACUGCUGGGAUGCCGAGCUGCUCACAUCGUACGGGUGGAUCGAGUGUGUUGGCUGUGCCGACCGGAGCGCAUACGACCUUUCGGUGCACAUGAAGAAGACGGGCGCGCCUCUGAUUGUGCGUGAGACGAGAAAGGAGCCGCUCAAGGUGGAGGAGUGGCAGUGCGACAUUGACAAGAAGAAGUUUGGGCCCAAGUUCAAGAAGAACGGCAAGACGGUCAAAGCGGCCAUUGAGGCGCUGACACAAGACAUGCGCGAGAAGCUGUCGCUAGACCUGGAGAAGGAGGGCAAGAUUGUCAUUGACGUGCCUGACGUGGGCGAUGGCAAGGUCGAGGUGCCCAAGGAGCUCAUCACAAUCGAGAAGCGCACGCGGGUGGAGACGAUGCGGGAAUACACACCCAACGUGAUUGAGCCGUCGUUUGGCAUUGGGCGCAUCUUCUAUGCGCUGUGCGAGCACGUCUACUGGACUCGCGAGCAGGACGACGCACGUGCUGUGCUCUCGUUCCCACCGGCGGUUGCGCCAACCAAGGUGCUGAUUGUGCCGCUCAGCUCCAACCCCGACUUUGAGCCUUUUAUCAAGAAGGUCAAGGACGAGCUGCGGAAGCUGGGCAUCUCGAACCGCGUCGACGCUUCGGGAGCGUCGAUUGGCAAGCGCUAUGCACGAAACGACGAGGUGGGCACGCCGCUGGGCGUGACGGUCGACUUCCAAUCCAUCAAGGACAAGACGUUUACGCUCCGCGACCGCGACACGACGGAGCAAGUGCGGUCGAGCCUCGGGGACAUUGCGCAGGCCAUUUCCAACAUUGUCAAGGGCGAGGAGCAGUGGUCGGAUGUGGCCAAGCGGCUGCCCAAGUUUGAGGGCCAAGAAGUCGACUGA